UGUCGAUACUGCUGUACAGUUACAGUUUACGAUUCUAUCAGGAAAGACCCCGUUACCAAGUAUGAUCUUCAAGGAUAAUUCCUGCUCGAACACAACAUCUGUAGAUCAUUUUAGCUUACUAUCCUUGGGAGAAAGUUGCUCUAUCCCAGAAGGCGUUUACCCGCUGUCGUCUCCAAGGGGUUUUGCCGUCCAAUGAUCAAUGCGUCGCUUUGAACUACUUGAAAAGUCUAAAUUCCUCCAGCGCUCUCUAAGUCCAAAAGAAUGAUGCUACUGAAUUCCCGAGCCUUUGGCCCGAUUUGAUUGGGAGUUAGAAAGUGUUUACAGUUCAAGAAAAGGGUCCUUUAAAUCUUGAGCUUCACCUCAAUCCUCUCUCUACACGGGUAUAUACAGACUUGUCAAAUCCUCAAACUAAUAAAUUCGGAAAUUAACCUUAAUUGAACCAUACUUAACACUUGAAAAUUCAUUUUCACUAUUAAAGUCCUUCCCGGUACCUCAAUCCGUUCGCAAAUUAUUUACAGGGGGAAGACAGCUCCAAACCCUGUAUAAUUGCAAAUGAUAUGGCAAGGAGAAGCUAAACGAGCAUCAUUGUGCGGAGGAAAAUUGAUGGCAACUCAACAGAUACCGAAAGGAUCUCCAGGCUUGAAAUAUAAGGAAAAGAAUAUGAAACAUAACAGCGAUGACGGGUCAACAGGAACAGACAUGGUUUUUGCAGAACUUGGAGUGGCUGAGUUGCUGCGGCAAGACUGCAGACCCUCCUUCAUCGUUGAUCUUAUGAUGGAAGAAGAAAAUUUUGAACUUUCCGUAGUCUUCUCGAACGAUGCCUUCAAGACUUAUGCUGGUUUUAGAGACGUUGCUUCAUGGCUUUCAGGAAACUCGUGUCAUAGUGGGGAGGCAUUUAUCAAAUGGAUAUAUACUCAGCCCAAGAUCGCAGUCAACCAAUAUUGGUUCCGGCAACAAAGGUGGUCAAAGGUUUUGUUGGAGGAUCGAUGGUGCGUAAUUUCUGGACAUGAAAUGGCAUUUGCGAAAUCCACACAGGGGGAUACCAUUCAUUCCCAAUCCCUUCGGUCAAAGCCGGCACAAGGCAGAAGUUUCGAUCUGUGCGCAAACGGUCAUGAAAUUCCUUUCCCUUUUAAUCAGGAUCCCGUUCCCAUCCAAAAGGCACCCAGUUCAUUCAAUCCUGCAAUGGCCGCCUAUGCAUACUUUACACCGUCUCCUUUGUCCUUUGAGACAACCUUCGCCAGCUUCUUUUCCAGCAAAGACUAGCCUUCUACAGCCUUAGACUCCAUCUCGGAACAACUCUUAGAUAUGACAAGUCUAAUCUCUAGUUUUACCCAAUUAUCACCUAUAGCUAUGUUCAUAAUAGAUGCAAAGGAUGUAAGUUUGCUGUUUGCUAAUGAGGCCUGGUAUGUUACUUCUCUGCACUCACAUAUCCUUCAGAAUUAUGGAAGAGCACAACUAUUUGGAUUCAGAGAAUUUUAACUGAUAGAAUAAUUGGAUUAAGAACAAGAAUCACGGGUGGAACAGUAGGAGAACACGCCAGAUUGAAAUGGCUCGACUAUGUGAUUGAUGAACACAGGGAAUAUAUCACAAAACAGUGGCACGAGGUCACAGUCAACAAACGGCCCAUUCGUAAUCAAGGGAGAUUCAAAACGUUUUGGAAACCUGCAGUGCCGGAUCCUGCAUCGUUUGGAAAGAAUGGGGCCUACUACACCUAGGCAGAAUGUAAUGCUGUCCCACUUUUUAAUAAGAAUGGGGACGCGGAGCAUGUUGUUGGGUGUCUUACUGAUAUCACACAUUUGAAAUAUGCCGCUCGAAUGCAGGAACGGAGAGCAAAGGAAGCAAUAAUUGAGACGCGGCAGAGGGAAGAGUUCAUGAAAAUGGUGUGUCAUGAGUUGAUGAACCCUCUAUCAGCAGUCUUUCAAGUAAGCUUAAUAAGUUCAUUAAAAUGGUUUUGCUCUUACUGCCUGAUGCUAUUUCCUGAUUUCAAACCCUAUUUUCAUCUCUCUUUCAUACCCUUCUUUUAAUUUUCAAUACAAUCUUAAUUUCCUCUUUUCUUCUUCUUUUUCCUCCGCCACCUUUCUUCUAUAGACAAUACUGACUCUUCAAUUUUACUGUGUGCUGAUACCAUGAUCUCAAGUCUUGAUGAGAUUAAUAAAGCUCUUUCAACCACUCAUGACAACGUCCUCCAUGAUGAAAACUCAAACAGUUACGGAAAGAUCAAAACGAGUAUAAUUACGCAGUAUUGGAAUGGCGAAGAUAAUUUUAGGUUGUGGUGAACAUCAGAGAAGAAUCAUCGACGAUGCACGUAAGAUGAAAAAAGCCGACAUCGAUCUAUUUUCCAUUUCACCCAUCGGAGCAGAACCAAUUCGUAUGGUCGAUACAGCUAUGACCAUACUCUCGGGCGAAACAUUCAAAUUAGAUAUCAGUGUUCAACUCAAGAUCGAUCCUUUCAUGGAAACCUUGGACGCAAAUUGGCUCCGUUUUGAUCCUUCCCGAUUUUUACAACUCCUUCUCAAUUUACUCACCAACGCCAAUAAAUACACAGGAUCAUCAGAAACGCGAAAAGUAGUUGUGUGUCUCGGAGCAAAAAUAGGAUCGCCUUACCCCAAAGAAAUAGGAAGAGAUAUUCAAUACAUCCACUCCGCUCCGCACCGCACGAAAUGAUCCAACAUUAACAGAUGCAUCCGGAAAAGGCGAAAUAGUAUAUCUUCACUGCUCCAUCACCGAUACCGGCAAAGGAUUAAGCGAAAAAGAAAGAAGAGUCCUCUUUAAAAACUUUCGGAAACAUUCCUGAGCACACAUACGCAAUGUGGAGAUGCGAGCUUGGGACUACUUAUUUGUCGCGAGUUGGCGGAGUUGCAGGGUGGCGCUAUUGGGAUUGGUUAUGUGGAUUCGCAGGCGAUGGGGAGUACAUUUGCUUUUUUAUUAAGACUCGUCGUUCUGGAGCUUUAGGACUUGAUAUAGGCUGCACAAAAAUAACCCGCGGAUUGCAGAUAUCCGUAAAUAAUCCGCUUCGCGGGUUAUCCAAUAAACCUACAAUCUGUCUCAUAGAUUAUUUAUUAAGAUUUUAAAAUAAUCUAUAUUAUAUAAAUUAUUUGUGAAUUAUUUAUAGAUAAUCUGUUAAUUUAUAAAAAUUGAUAUAAAAACUAAUAUAAAAAAUAUAAGAAUAGUUUC
Molecule: messenger RNA, 3174 nt
Organism: Sclerotinia trifoliorum
Lineage: Eukaryota; Fungi; Ascomycota; Leotiomycetes; Helotiales; Sclerotiniaceae
Source: the annotation of a GenBank genome assembly